CAUCUAUCUUCACCUACCCGAUACUCUCUCACAUACUCUCUCUCCUCUCUCUGUCCGUCGCCGCCUUAUACUCGUCCCGCUCACUUUGUCGAGCCGUUGAGUCUCUGCCCCACCGUCGCGCCGCCGCUGUCUGGACCUCAAAGUAAUUCUAUCAACACUUCUCCCAGUGGCUUGAAAGCAAAGAGCAUUCAGAUUUCUCUGACGUUGCACUUAAGGUGUUGAAAUUGAACUUCCAAGAUGGUGCAGUAUAACCUUAAGAAGAUUACUGUAGUACCAAAUGGAAAGGACUUUAUUGACAUUAUUCUGUCUCGCACCCAAAGACAAACACCUACUGUUGUCCACAAGGGGUAUGCUAUUUCCCGUCUCCGUCAGUUUUACAUGCGCAAAGUAAAGUAUACCCAACAGAACUUUCAUGAGAAGCUGUCUACAAUCAUUGAUGAGUUUCCUCGACUGGAUGAUAUCCACCCCUUUUAUGGGGACCUUCUUCACGUUCUCUACAACAAAGAUCACUACAAGCUCGCCCUUGGUCAAAUCAAUACUGCAAGGAACCUUAUUGGUAAGAUUGCUAAAGACUACGUAAAAUUGUUGAAGUAUGGUGACUCACUGUACCGAUGCAAGUGUCUGAAGGUUGCUGCUCUUGGCCGCAUGUGUACUGUGAUAAAGAGGAUUGCUCCUAGUUUGGCGUACUUGGAACAGAUUAGACAACACAUGGCGAGGCUACCUUCAAUUGACCCGAAUACUCGAACGGUCUUGAUUUGUGGGUACCCCAAUGUUGGCAAGAGUUCAUUCAUUAACAAGAUCACUAGGGCUGAUGUAGAUGUCCAGCCCUAUGCAUUCACAACUAAGUCGCUCUUUGUUGGUCAUACAGACUACAAAUACCUACGGUACCAAGUCAUUGAUACACCAGGAAUUUUGGACCGUCCUUUCGAAGAUCGCAACAUUAUUGAGAUGUGCAGCAUCACGGCUCUGGCGCAUCUGCGUGCUGCUGUGUUGUUCUUCUUAGAUAUCUCAGGGUCUUGUGGGUAUAGUAUUGCGCAACAGGCUGCUCUUUUCCACAGCAUUAAGUCUCUAUUUAUGAACAAACCGUUGAUUAUUGUCUGCAACAAGACCGACUUGCAACCACUGGAAGGGAUAUCUGAGGAAGACAUGAAGUUGGUCAUGGAGAUGAAAGCUGAGUCUAUGAAGACUCUGAUUGGUCAGGGAGGUGAGGCUGCUAGUGACCAGGGGGUGCUUUUGACCAUGAGCACUUUGACCGAAGAUGGGGUAAUAUCUGUAAAAAAUGCUGCUUGUGAAAGGUUAUUGGAUCAGAGGGUGGAAUUGAAGAUGAAAUCCAAAAAGAUAAAUGAAUGCUUAAAUCGUUUUCAUGUUGCAAUACCAAAGCCGCGGGACCAGAAGGAAAGGCCACAUUGUAUUCCGCAAGCAGUAUUGGAAGUUAAAGCUAAGCAAGCAGCUGAGAAGGAAAAGAGGAAAACUGAAAGGGAUUUGGAGGAUGAGAAUGGUGGUGCAGGUGUAUACUCUGCUAGUUUGAAGAAGAAUUAUAUGUUAGCCAACGAUGAAUGGAAAGAAGAUGUAAUGCCUGAAAUUAUUGAUGGGCACAAUGUAUAUGACUUCAUUGAUCCGGAUAUUCUACAAAGGCUAGAAGAGCUGGAACAAGAAGAAGGGCUUCGGCAGGCUGAGGAGGCUGAUGAUGAUUUUGAGAUGGAUGGCAAGGAAUUAACUCCAGAAGAGCAACAAGCAUUGGCUGAGAUCCGGAAAAAGAAAAGCCUACUCAUUCAACAGCAUAGGGUCAAGAAGAGCACUGCAGAGAGCCGGCCAAUUGUACCAAGAAAAUUUGACAAGGACAGGCAGUUUUCAACAGGGAGAAUGGGAAGGCAGCUAUCUGCCUUGGGGUUGGAUCCAGCUUUGGCCAUUAACCGAGCCCGUAGUAGGUCAAGGGGUCGGAAGAGGGAGAGGUCAGCUGAAAGAGGAGCUAAUGAUGGUGGUGAUAUUAUGGAUAUGGAUGUUGACACACCUAACAAAAAGCAGCGACUUAGGUCUCUAUCCCGAUCUAGGUCGAAGUCACGGCCACCCGGUGAAAUUGUUCCUGGGGAGGGCUUCAAGGACUCUUCUCAAAAGGUUAAGGCGGCAAAACUUGCCAAGAAAUCUGCCAAGAAGAGGAACAAGGAUGCUCGUCGUGGUGAGGCAGACAGAGUAAUCCCUACUUUGAAACCAAAACAUUUGUUUUCAGGAAAGCGCUCUAUUGGAAAAACCCAAAGACGCUGAUUUACAUGAGGGAACACAGUUUAUGCUUUGUGGAGAGAUUGUUCUGAAUCUUGGCUUACUGUUGAAAGAGAGCUUUUGUUCUAUCAAUCUGCUGCUUGGCUGUAGAUUGCACCACGGGAGUAGUGUUCUUUUCAUUGUUAAAACGUAUGCCAAGGCAAUUUUGAGCUUGAUUGCUGUUUGAAGUCAUAACUCUAUUGUCUAUAGCUAGUCUUCUUAAUUUCAUUGUUUUUGUGGAAUGCUUGUUAAGGGAAUUUUGAGUUUGAGAGAGGUUUUAAGUUACAACGUAGUCCGCGACUUGAAAUGGGUUGUUUCAGUUAUUGUUAUAUCAUGCGAAUUCAAUUUUCAA
Juglans regia (Persian walnut) is the source of this 2608-nucleotide messenger RNA. Its product is annotated as nucleolar GTP-binding protein 1-like. Gene Ontology annotation, cellular component: nucleolus. Gene Ontology annotation, molecular function: GTPase activity; GTP binding; RNA binding. NCBI's taxonomy places the organism in Eukaryota, Viridiplantae, Streptophyta, Magnoliopsida, Fagales, Juglandaceae. The record is from RefSeq and is a predicted model, not a curated record. Gene Ontology annotation, biological process: ribosomal large subunit biogenesis. Bases 238 to 2262 code for a protein of 674 amino acids. The transcript has 4 exons.